Messenger RNA from Heterocephalus glaber (naked mole-rat), 5853 nucleotides. The record is from RefSeq and is a predicted model, not a curated record. Lineage: Eukaryota; Metazoa; Chordata; Mammalia; Rodentia; Bathyergidae.
AGUAUUUCUAAGGGAUGGCCUAGAGAUUCCUGCUCUUAAAAAUUUAGAAUACAAAUCAAGCUGACCUGUAGAUGAACUCGUGAGAAGAGCAAUUAGGACAAAAGAGAAAUUGAAAAGUAAGAAAACUGAUUUAAAAGGAGAACACUUCAUGCAUGUUACUCCAGUGGGUGCUCCUUAGCCAUAUCUUCUUUACUACUCUAAAAAAGAAAAAGAAAAAGAAAACUCUCAACUCAUCUGAACUGGGGAUACAUAAACAAGAUGGAAAUUCUUUGAUUUUGUGCUUUGGAGUCUGCGUGUGAGCGCUGGUUUGCCUGUUUAUAGUCCUUGCGGAAUAUUCCGUGGGAAGAAACUGGUCCUCUUUGAGAUCAUCACAGCACUGUUUCCCAGAAGGUGUAACGCCGAGUGGCUGGGACGAGGAGAGAGUGCCCUAAUCUGUUGCACCAGCACAAAACUGGAGCGGGCACCUGCUGGAAAGCCACAUCCCAGGGCUUUGGGAGAUAAAGGAAAUCAAGUAGAAAGAAACAGAGUCGUGAGGGAAGUGGUCUCUCCCAGUCCAUCGGUAAGAUUCCUCCCGGAUGCCACGGUCUGUUUUACAAAUUGACUCCAGUCUUUCUCUAGUCGUGAGGUCGUGACCAGUCAAGCCUCCCUGAGUGCCAAGCUGGGAAUCGUCGCUUCGCAGUUACCGCAAUGGCGAGCUGCAUCCUUGUUCUUGCAGGGGAAGUCUGACACCUUGAGGACGGGCGAAGGGGUGCCAGGAACCCACAGCUGCGCAAGUGGAAGAAGCACUGAGUUGCGGGGGUUACUUUUCUCCAGUCGGACGACCGGCCGCAUGGGUGUUUGUUUACUAGGGUAGGAGCAGGGCUUUGGAAAGCUGGGUUCUGGCGUAAACUGAAGUCUUCCAUCUCUGCAGAGUUCCACCGAAUCCUGGAGGUGUGUCUGGCUUGCGUCCCAGACCACGGGGUAGGUUCUCCCAACCGACUGGGUUGGCUCAUAGUGCUGAGUCCCCUGCUGCUUACUAGCUGACUUCCAGCGGUUGGCCCGGGAAGGUGAAGAUCAUUCAGUGGCAACCGAGCUGUGCUGAGCGUUAGCUCUGGUCCAGACCUGGGUCCCCUCCACCUCCUCGCAGAGCGGAGCGUGGGUCGCGCGUCUUCCCGGGCUACCCCUUCUGAGCGCGGCAGGCGCGGACCUGAAGCCAGGAGCCACUGGGGACAGAGGACUGGGAACCUUCCUCCUGGCUCGAGCUGUCAGCCGUGGGAACCCCAACUUUAUUCGGCGGGCUCAGAGGCUCGGGGGUGGGUGAAGUUCUCGCCCCGGGCGAUCACCACCUCCUCCACCCGCCCCUCCCCCGCCUCCUCGGUUUCCCUCUCCGAGCAUCCUCAUUCAGCCCAUUUCGGUGCCAGCUGCGUGGGCUCCAGCUUCGUGCGUUUUGCCUUGGAAUGCUCCAAAAGUCACAGCCACUAAGGAAACCCCCGCGGAAUGUAACCGGGAGUGCUGUCCCUGGGCACAGCACUCGUGCCGCCCGUCCACGGAUCGGAUCACUUCAUCCUCAAGUUGCAACUUUGCAGAAAAGCCCCUUCUGUCCAGAAUACCUUUUACCUUUUUGCUUCCUAUAAAAGUUCUCCAAGCAAUCAAGCACAAUCGGUGCCUACAGCCAAUAUUACUGUACUUUUGAAAAUUUUCUCCCGAUGUCGCAAGUAUAAAUACAAGCAAACCUUUUGUAUGUUCUGCCUUACAGAGGUAAAAAAUAGCAUGGCAUGAAACAUGGCUCAGUUCUAUUACAAAAGAAAUGUGAAUGCCCCCUACAGAGACCGUAUCCCUCUGAGGAUUGUCCGAGCAGAAUCAGAGCUCUCACCAUCAGAAAAAGCCUACCUGAAUGCGGUGGAAAAGGGAGACUAUGCAAGUGUCAAGAAAUCCCUAGAGGAAGCUGAAAUUUAUUUCAAGAUCAAUAUUAAUUGCAUUGACCCUCUUGGAAGGACAGCCCUUCUGAUUGCAAUUGAAAAUGAGAAUUUGGAACUCAUUGAACUGCUCUUAAGCUUCAAUGUCUACGUUGGAGAUGCUCUGUUGCAUGCCAUCAGGAAAGAGGUUGUCGGAGCUGUUGAGCUGCUACUGAACCACAAAAAGCCAAGUGGAGAAAAACAGGUACCUCCCAUACUCCUUGAUAAGCAGUUUUCUGAAUUUACUCCCGAUAUCACCCCAAUCAUUUUGGCAGCCCAUACAAACAAUUACGAGAUAAUAAAACUUUUAGUCCAGAAAGGCGUCUCUGUGCCCCGACCCCACGAGGUCCGCUGUAACUGUGUGGAAUGCGUCUCCAGCUCAGAUGUGGACAGCCUCCGCCACUCGCGUUCCAGACUAAACAUCUACAAGGCCCUGGCCAGUCCCUCGCUCAUUGCACUGUCCAGCGAAGAUCCUUUUCUCACAGCCUUUCAACUCAGUUGGGAGCUCCAGGAACUGAGCAAAGUGGAAAAUGAAUUCAAGUCAGAGUAUGAGGAGCUGUCACGACAAUGCAAGCAGUUUGCGAAGGACCUCCUGGAUCAGACGAGGAGUUCCAGAGAACUGGAAAUUAUUCUUAAUUACCGAGAUGACAACAGUCUGCUUGAAGAGCAAAGUGGAAAUGAUCUUGCAAGACUAAAAUUGGCCAUUAAGUACCGUCAAAAAGAGUUUGUUGCCCAGCCCAACUGUCAGCAGCUGCUUGCAUCUCGUUGGUAUGAUGAGUUCCCAGGUUGGAGGAGAAGACACUGGGCAGUGAAGAUGGUGACAUGUUUCAUAAUAGGACUUCUUUUUCCUGUUUUCUCUGUGUGCUACCUGAUAGCUCCUAAAAGCCCACUUGGACUAUUCAUCAGAAAGCCAUUUAUCAAGUUUAUCUGCCACACAGCCUCCUAUUUGACUUUUUUGUUCUUGCUGCUGCUUGCCUCUCAGCACAUCGACAGGUCAGACUUGAACAGGCAAGGUCCACCACCAACCAUCGUCGAGUGGAUGAUAUUACCAUGGGUCCUGGGUUUUAUAUGGGGAGAAAUUAAGCAGAUGUGGGAUGGCGGACUUCAGGAUUACAUCCAUGAUUGGUGGAAUCUAAUGGAUUUUGUGAUGAACUCUCUAUAUUUAGCAACAAUCUCCUUGAAGAUCGUUGCAUUUGUAAAGUACAGUGCUCUUAAUCCACGAGAAUCAUGGGACAUGUGGCAUCCCACUCUGGUAGCUGAGGCUUUAUUUGCUAUUGCAAACAUCUUCAGUUCCCUGCGUCUGAUAUCACUAUUUACUGCAAAUUCCCACCUGGGACCUCUGCAAAUAUCUCUAGGAAGAAUGCUUCUGGACAUUUUGAAGUUUCUAUUCAUAUACUGCCUUGUGUUGCUAGCAUUUGCAAAUGGUCUAAAUCAAUUGUACUUCUAUUAUGAAGAAACAAAAGGGUUAAGCUGCAAAGGCAUACGAUGUGAAAAGCAGAAUAAUGCAUUUUCCACGUUAUUUGAGACACUGCAGUCACUAUUUUGGUCAAUAUUUGGACUCAUCAAUCUGUAUGUGACUAACGUGAAAGCCCAGCAUGAAUUCACUGAAUUUGUUGGUGCCACCAUGUUUGGGACAUACAAUGUCAUCUCUCUGGUUGUCCUACUCAACAUGUUAAUAGCUAUGAUGAACAAUUCUUACCAACUAAUUGCUGACCAUGCAGAUAUAGAAUGGAAAUUUGCUCGAACAAAGCUCUGGAUGAGUUACUUUGAAGAAGGAGGUACCCUCCCCACUCCCUUCAAUGUCAUUCCAAGCCCCAAGUCUCUCUGGUACCUGAUCAAAUGGAUAUGGACUCAUCUGUGCAAGAAAAAGAUGAGAAGAAAGCCAGAAAGUUUUGGAACAAUAGGGAGGCGAGCUGCUGAUAAUCUGAGAAGACAUCACCAAUAUCAAGAGGUAAUGAGGAAUCUGGUGAAGCGCUAUGUGGCAGCCAUGAUUAGAGAUGCUAAAACUGAAGAAGGCCUGACCGAAGAGAAUUUUAAGGAACUAAAGCAAGACAUUUCUAGCUUCCGCUUUGAAGUUCUGGGAUUACUCAAAGGAAGCAAAUUUUCUACCACACAAUCUGCAAAUGCCACCAAGGAGUCUUCGAAUUCAGCAGACUCAGAUGAAAAGAGUGAUAACGAAGGUAAUGGCAAGGACAAGAAAAGGCAUUUCAGCCUUUUUGAUUUAACCACUCUGAUCCAUCCGAGGUCAGCAGCCAUUGCCUCUGAGAGACAUAACAUAAGCAAUGGCUCCGCCCUGGUGGUGCAGGAGCCACCAAGGGAGAAGCAGAGAAAAGUGAAUUUUGUAGCUGAUAUCAAAAACUUCGGGUUGUUUCAUAGACGAUCAAAACAAAACGCUGCUGAGCAAAACGCAAACCAAAUCUUCUCUGUUUCAGAAGAAGUUGCUCGUCAAAAGGCUGCAGGACCACUUGAGAGAAAUAUUCAGCUGGAAUCCCGAGGAUUAGCUACACGGGGUGACCUGAGCAUUCCUGGUCUCAGUGAACAGUGUGUUUUAGUAGACCAUAGAGAAAGGAAUACGGACACACUGGGUUUGCAGGUAGGCAAGAGAGUGUGUUCCUUCAAGUCAGAGAAGGUUGUGGUGGAGGACACUGUACCUAUCAUACCAAAGGAGAAACACGAGAAGGAUGAGGACUCCAGUAUAGACUAUGAUUUAAACCUCACAGACACAGUUGCCCAUGAAGAUUACGUGACAACCAGAUUGUGAUACUUGAAUGAGGGAGCGUUUGUCAUACAUAUACAUAUUUCCCAUGAUGCUCUGUCUGGGUGGGGGGAAAUGUUUAAACUUAAAUUAGCAAAUGCUAACUUACACUUUACAGCGUUUAUCAACUGUGGCAUAUUAACCUGUAACAUGUUUAAGGCAAAGGCAAUCAAGAACCUUUCAGUUUUAUGGCCUGCUUUUGCUUCCACAAUUUGUUCUACAAUUGUUUUUUGUUAAUAAAUAAAUGCACCUUGUAUUCUUGUACUGUUGCAAUAACCCACAGAGAAUUUUUAGCUAUCUUUUUCAAUUAAAACAAAUGCAAUUUAUUUCAUGUUGUAGUUUACUCCUCUAAUAGAUAUUUUUUAUAUGCAAAAAAUAAUGUAGCUAAAAUAUUAGUUUAGUGCUUUUCAUAAUUUAGGGGGAUCUCUAGAGAUGAUUAUUUUUUGAGAACCUUCCACCCAGUUCUACAGUUUGGCUUUGAAACACAUUAUUACCAAAUUAUUUCUUAAGAACACAUAAAGCACACUGUUAAAGCAAGGAAGCAGGCUUCUUUCUCUGGUGGCAGGGGGGGUCAUAACCAAGCCCUUUCUUAAAAUGAAAACAAGGUGUGUGUUGUACAGACAGGUUGUCCUAGGGCAUCAUUUCAAUAAGUAAAAGAAGUGUUUGUCUUAAUAAAUUUUGAUGAUUCAUGAUUUUUAACAUUUUGUCCUAAUAAAACAUGUCUCCAGUUUGAAAGAACAAAUUAUUUCAAUUUCAACUGUUAUCAGUAUAAAUAUGAGCUUUUGUAAAUAACUAGGCUUUAAAAAUGGAAAAAUUGCUGUUAUAGAAAAUAACAAUAAAUUAAAAUAGUUUAAAGCACUGAAAAAACACCAUUGCAUACCCUUAAUAUCCAGAUGAAUAUGAAUUUAUUCUAACAUCGUAAACUUAGGCCAACUUGAAUUCUAAUAUGCUCAAUCAUACAAUAUUGUUGCCAACUCAAAGGACGUGCAGGAACCUAGUAGUUUCCUCUUUUUCCCUCAGUGAGUGGUACAUACUUUUAAAAAUUAAAAUCACUCAACUAUCAUUAUUAAUUGUAUCAAUUGAUAUAAAUAUGGUAUAUAUUCUUCCCUGAAGGAAAAUUUUAAUUUUUGUUUUUUCUAUUGUUUGCAAGGUAAUUUCACUUCC